Molecule: messenger RNA, 3455 nt
Organism: Parnassius mnemosyne (clouded apollo)
Lineage: Eukaryota; Metazoa; Arthropoda; Insecta; Lepidoptera; Papilionidae
Source: the annotation of a GenBank genome assembly
AAUUGAAUUGAUUUUGUUUGAUUGUCAACAAAAGGAAUAAAAGUGGCCUUAUUUUUUAUUAUUGAUAUUGAGAAAUGUGUAAAAUAUUUAAACCUCUAUCAAGUUAUUGUUGUAGUUCUAACAUUCAUCGUUUUUAUUAAACCUUUCAGUAGCUUUUUAUAUCAAAACAAAAUGUCGCCUCGUAAACAGCCUAAUAGCUUAUUCAAAAUCUGUGUUAAGAGUUGUAUUUGUUUAAUUAAUUCCGCUUGUUAUGUCAUUGAAAAAAAUUAUCCCGAGAAUGAGUUUGAAAAAUUUGAGAGGCAGGCAUUUUCUUUAAAAUGCCAUCUGAUGUCUAUGCUUCCAGCAAGGUAAUUAUGUUUUACCAUUAUGCUCAUUAUUAAAUAAUAUGGAAUUUGUUUUAGCGUGCAAUAUGUUUUCUUUUAUAUCAUAGUUUGACAUUAUUAUAAUAUAUAUUUCUUUUUUAUAUCCACAAAAUGUAUUUUUUAUGAAUAUAGAGAUGAGCAUAGCAUUUUAAACAACAUUAUGCUCUUCUUUAGUUAAAUGAAAAUAUUCUAUUAAUUUAUUUUGAACGGGGAUGUAUUAUAAUUGGAAAUGUUUGAAAAACACUUCAAAUAUUUUGUCCGACUGUCUGUGUCCUUCAGUUUGGGGUAAUUUUCUGACUGGCUGAACUGAUUGUGGUAUAACUUUACAUAAUAUAAAUAUGCCAUGAGUAGUGUUCCCAACCCUCCCUGAUUGCAGAUGAGACUGCAAUAAUAAUGGUUAAUCUCACAACCUCCCUUGGUGUAAUAAUUUCUCAGGAUUUUCUAAAAGUUAAUACCCAUCCUUUGCUCGCACAUGUUGCUACUGACUUGCUUCACGGUCACGCUGCCUGUAGAUUUUCCCUAGCCUUUCAAAGACAUGUGGCACAAACAAAUGGUGAUGUACCACUCAGCAUUAACUGUCUUGCUCAUCAAGUGGGAUCAUGCAGAUAGGACCUGGCUGGGAGACAAAAACAUAAUCAUUUUUUGUCUAGGCUUUUUCUCUGCCUCUACAUUGUUAGUUUGUUGUCACCUAUAAACACCCAUACAGAAUACUGUUGCUUUCUUUGCGGAAUGUAACAAUAUAUCCAUUUUACAUCUUCUGUCAGAAAAUCAUAUAAUAUUAUACUUAUAUAUAUUUUUUAUGCCAAUCAAAUCGAGCCCUUUUUUAUCCUGGGUGAAAUUAUGAGGAAUCCAGUAGCACUUGUUGCUACUGGAUUCCUCAUAAUUUGUUUUCUAACUAUUGAAUGUUGAUGUAAUUUUUUUUUAUUUGGCUCAUUCCAAUAGCCAAAUGUCCUCUAAUCUUAUAGAUGAUGCACCGGUUUUAUUCAAUUAGUGUAUUUUAUUCUAUUCUUUAUUGUACACACUAUAAGAUGAUAACAAAUUUUAAAUAUGUACUUAAAUAAGAUUUACAAAGGUGAGCUUAACCCUAAGAGUUCUCUUCCAUCAAACCCUUUUCAAAAGAGAAAUAGUGUUAUAAUAUGUGAAGCAAGUUGCCUCACAGUAGCAUCAUUUCCAUCCGCACACUCAACAUUUUCACGAAUUUCAUGAUGGAGAAAAACACUGUCACAAUCAAAUUCUGCGUACGCCUUACGGUGCUCCAAUGUACUGCUUCCCUCCCAAAAACAUUUUGCAGACGGGCAGUACAAUCUUGCGGAGAGUGAACUUUCAAAAUUUAAUAAAAAAUGAUUGCCUAAAAUAUUUUUGCAUUAAUUCCAUUUUGCAUCAGAUGACGGACUUUAACUUGUGAUAAAAAUCAAUUAGCACAGGACUUUCCACCAAAAAUUUGUCUAAUCAAUUUAUGAGUUUCUUAUAUUUCAAAAUUUCAAAAAUUCCUAAUUGCAACAUUUAUGAGUGGCCAAAAACAAAACUUUCAAUGUGCUUAUGUUUUUGUAUGUACAUAUUGUCAUACAGUAUAAUUUAAUUAUAGUUAUUAUUUUAUCAAUAAGUACCAGAAGCUUGAAUGGUUUAAGGGUAUGGAUUGUUAAAUAAAAAUUCAUGAAUCCUAAUCCGCCACUCAACUUCUACUGUAAAGCAUUCCUAGCUUGAGCAUUUUCAGCUGGGAGUGCUUAACGGAAAAUAUAUUAAAAAAUUAACAUAUUUCUUCACUUUCAGGUUAUUUGAUGUCCUCUGUUUAGAAAGAACAUGUUGCCAGUACCGUGGCGACCCUCGAGUUCAGCUCCAUGUCCUGACACACCCAAACAUGACAGUCUUCCGCAAAUGCGACCUAGAUAAUGGUAUACCACAAAAUUUCUGGAUACAGAACCUCCCAAAUUUCACUCGCUUAGUCGUUCUGGAUCUUAAAUUUGUCUGUACAGACGAAAUCCUUCAAAUUGUCGGCACCAAUUGUCUGCUACUUGAAGAAAUUAACAUAGUCUCUAAGGUUGAUAUUUGCAAAUCACUUAUCAACGCUUCAGUUUUAAUUAGGAAUGUUUCAGACGCCGGUCUUUAUUCUAUAGCUAAUUUGAAACAGUUACGCAUACUCGCAAUGGAUCCACCUCGUAAUGAGAGAGCAAGUCGGGUAGGUCGCUGUGUAUCCCAAGCGGGUAUUAUAAUGUUGGUGAGUGAGCUUCCAUAUUUAGAAGAGUUACGGAUAGAAUCUUGUGAUAUUGGCGCCACUUUAAUAACAACAGUUGUAGACAUCGGGCCGUUAAGUUUAAAAAAAAUUAACUGCCACUUCGCUUCAGCUGAGGGUAUUAAGAAAUUAAUCAAAAUCUGCCCAUAUUUAAAGGAACUGUCCGUCACACACUUGUCGGCACAUAACAAAGACGCGAUUCUAGAACAGCUUUCUGUAAGUGAUCUCCGAUUGUCGAGGCUAGAUUUAUCUUUCUUUUCCUAUUCGGAUUCGAUGCAGCAACUAUUGUCUGUAAAAGGCAAUUAUUUGACACAUUUCUCGUUAUGGGAGAUCGAACAUUCUUUAACUUUAGAGGCAAUUGUUUCGAUAGGUGUAUCUUGUCCCAAUCUAAUUACUCUCUGUCUCAUGACACAGUCGAAGUUUUUGCUUACACCGCGAUAUUUUAGGAGACCAGAGAAAAUAUUCUGUCAACUCAGAAAUUUAACUAUAGGUAACGAAAAUUACAAUAUCAGUAGUAUUCUAUCAUUUUUCCUUGACUGUACGCAAAAUUUGCAAAAAUUAGUUUUAAAAUAUCAAACUAAAAUGAAUAUCGACGAUACUUUGCUACAGUUAAUAGAGAAGGGUAGAUUAAAAAAUUUAAAUUGUUUAUGGUUGGACUGUACGUUAGAAGUCUCCAAGGAGGUAGUGAAGCAAAUGAUACAACACUGUGAGCAACUUCAAAUGUUCACAGUAGAUUUUAACGAGGAUAUGAGUGAUGUACAGAGAUACAUUUGUGAAAACAAUUUAGACUUAAAGCUAGGUAGUUACUAGCCCAUAUUUUGUAUAUAUUAUAGUUUAUUUAAAGUACAUAUAAAAUUAUUUUU